Echinococcus granulosus is the source of this 1080-nucleotide messenger RNA. RefSeq names its product PDZ domain-containing protein GIPC1. The transcript is spliced from 5 exons. The coding region runs from base 1 to 1080 and encodes 359 amino acids. The record is from RefSeq and is a predicted model, not a curated record. Gene Ontology annotation, molecular function: protein binding. Lineage: Eukaryota; Metazoa; Platyhelminthes; Cestoda; Cyclophyllidea; Taeniidae.
AUGUAUCCAAGCCCGCUAAAUCACUACAGUAGUCACCAUACACCACCAUUUCAUCUGCAACAGCGAAGAAGGCCACGUCCAAGCCUGGAACCCUUCAGCAUUCAAAUGAACCCGGAGCAGAGCUCUGCCUCGGGGUCGUUAUAUGUGCACAACCCGGCCAUGGUGCCCCGUAGCACAAAUUAUGAUAGAAUGGGGAUGGGAAGCGAAGAUGUAGGUAUGGAUGGGGCGGCUCGGGUUCAGCCCUUCUCCUUUGCAUGCGAACUUGCUCAUGGCAGUAACCAGGUUCGUAUCUCGGGCUUUGCCAACAUCCCUGAGCUCUAUCAACGAAUUGCAGAGACCUUCAGCAUCCCUGUCUCGCAGAUCAUGUACUGCACAUUGGACACGCCACGGGUCGAUAUGAACAAGCUGCUAGGCAAUCAGUUAUCCUUCAAUCAUGUAAUUUACGCCCACAUACGAGGCCAAACGAAGGAAGUGAGCCUCUUGAAGUCUGCCGAUGCACUGGGUCUAACCGUGUCGGACAAUAAAGCCGGUGGGGUCUUUGUGAAACGCAUUUCAAACAAUGGCGUGGUGGCGAAGUUUCUGGAACAAUACCCUGAUGGUAUUUGCCCCGGAGACCUCAUCGAGUGCAUCAAUGGACGCUCCUUCAUCAAUUCGCGUCACAUGGAUGUGGUGAAGUACCUCAAGGGGCUUCCGCUCGAUAGCAGAAUUGUACUGCGUCUCAUUUCGCCUGAGAAAAGCCCAUUACCGGAAUUAUCCAAACGGCACAAACAUCCUGGCACAUCUGGAAAGCAGACAAUCCGAUUCACCACCACUGGUGCUGACAUCAGGGAAGCCUUGAGUCAAAGUCAGGAGGUCUUGCUUCGCAGACUUGCUGAGACCGUGGAGGACUUCAUCGGUAUUGCUGACGAAGAGUUGGCCCAAUCAAUAUAUGAUCUGGAGUGUCGAUCCGCGACAAAGGAGGACUUUUUCGAGCUCCUGAAGGAGUACCACUCUGAUUUUAACUUUCCUCCACGGAUUGCGGAGAAGUUUUGGCUGGCCUACGAGUAUCACCUGGACCCCAUGCGCAGCCACAGGAAUUGA